Cuscuta europaea is the source of this 1267-nucleotide messenger RNA. The record is from the annotation of a GenBank genome assembly. Lineage: Eukaryota; Viridiplantae; Streptophyta; Magnoliopsida; Solanales; Convolvulaceae.
GAAAUAAAGAAGAAAAGGAAGAGUGUUUAGUUCCACUUGCCACUGCUGCUAUUUGCUGUCAGCACAACAACUCAUUGUGGACGUGUACCAUACUUUUUGGUCACUUUUGGGUUCAGAUGAUGUGACGAAGCUUUUUGUCGUCCCACAGUCAAAUAUUUGACAGCCAUAAAUGAAGAUAAUUUGUGAUCUACCAUGAUUGUUUUACAAGUUAGAACGGAUAGAAGAUUUGAAGAUAAUUCAGGAGGGAAUAUUUUUUAUUUUAAAAUUACCCCAUUACCCUUACAAUUACUUUUCCAUCCAUCCCAUUUAUUACCCCACCCAACCCAACCAUCCGACUUCUUUUAUUAUUUGGCACCUUCUCUAUUCCUUGUCAUUAUUCCACCCACCCGUAUUUAUCUCUUUCUCUCGCACCCUCUCUCCGUUCUCUUCCAUCCCCAUCUCGAAAACUGUACUCCAUCUUCGUCGAUUAAUCUGCAGUCAUCCCACCCACACACCCAUCUAAAGCUUGAAAGCCAAGAAUUGCCGGAAAAUUGUCGGAUUUGUGCAUGCGUGGUGAUUUGAAUGGUGUGGUGGUUGAGGUCUCAGAGGUUUCUUCCGGAUGGGCCAAUUUCGUCCCUGAGGCUGAGGUCUCUUCCGGCUUCGUCCCUGACUCUGAGAUCUCUUUCGGCUUCGUCCCUGACUCUGAGAUCUUUUUCGGCUUCGUCCCUCACUCUAAGAUCUUGCCCGGAUUUGUCCCUGAGGCGGAGAUCUUGCCGGAUUUCAUCCCGGAUUCUGAGCUCAAGUUGGUCCCGGUUUCUGAGAUUGAAGGGGGGUUGAAAGGAAUAAAACAGUUGAGAUCUGAGCAUUUGGACCGAAGAGGUGAAGCCUCCAAUGACAGUAUCAUUGACAUCUACCUACGGCCAAUAGAUACAACAAAUGUUGGCUAUCUUCUACCUGCGUACGCUCCUGCUGAUCCGGACCAUAGAGUUCAAGAAAGAUUGGACAAAUGGGUUUCUAUGUGGCUGCCCCGUUGCAAAAAAUGAAGAUUUUACUCCUUGGGCCAAGUUACCAUCUGUGGAAUUAGUCAGAAGACCUUGCAUGAUCCGCUGCUUUGCUUCGUUAGACAGCCUUUUCUUUUCUUUUUGUUCGAAGAAUUUCUGAAACUUCCAUGUUGCUUUUUGUUGGACAACCUUUUCUUUUUUUUCUGUUGUUUGAAGAAUAUUUGAGACUUCCUCUUGUAAUAUGUGUUGUGUAUAUAUAGAGCCGUGACAUAUUUAAAGUGUUUAAA